Messenger RNA from Staurois parvus, 243 nucleotides. The record is from the annotation of a GenBank genome assembly. Lineage: Eukaryota; Metazoa; Chordata; Amphibia; Anura; Ranidae.
CAUAACCCUGCAUCCACUAUAUCUGGUCUUCCACAGUACCUUAAAGUGUUACUAAACCCAGGACCCUGUUUUCACUAUAUCUGGUCUCCCACAGUACACAGAACAUGGAAAUGCAAUUAUUUUAGUAAAUAUAAACUGCUUAAUACCAUUUCUCAUCAGAAGUUAGAGAAGUCUUGUGACUUCUAUCUGUGUCCAGCCCACCACUAGCUAAAGCUUGCAGGAAGAGUUUUCUUUCUGCUCUAG